Molecule: messenger RNA, 894 nt
Organism: Clonostachys byssicola
Lineage: Eukaryota; Fungi; Ascomycota; Sordariomycetes; Hypocreales; Bionectriaceae
Source: the annotation of a GenBank genome assembly
AUGGUUGCCGUUACUCGUACCACUGCCGCCGGCAUUGCCGUCCUGAGCGCCCUCACCGGUGCCGCUGCCUCCACCGAGACCCGAGACGUCUUUGACGAUGUUGCCGCUCUUGACGCCAGAGAUGUUCUCAAUGAGGGCGCUGAGCCCCUCGCCCUCGAUGCUCGCGACUUUGAUGAUGAGCUCUACUACGAGACUCGUGACUUUGAUGAUGAGCUCUCCUACGAGACUCGCGACUAUGACGACAGCCUCGAGAAGCGAUUUGGCUUUGGGCUCCUCAAAGCAGGGGUCAAGGGCAUCGGCAAGCUUUUCCACCACAGGCAUAGGCGAUCUCUCGACGACACCGAGGACUUCCUCGAGACCAGAGACAUCGACGGGGAUGUCGUGACCUUCGACACCCGUGACCUCGGCGACGAUGUCCCCCUCGAGGCCCGCGCCAUCCUCGAUGGCUCCCACCCCGACCUGGUGGUGGUGAACAAGCGCAUAUUCAAGACCCUUUUUAGAGGCGCCAAAGCCCUGUUCGGCGGCCGUUCCAUUGACGACGAGGACCUCGAGGCCCGUGACUUCGAUGACUACGAGGACCUCGUGGCCCGUGGCUUCGAUGACUACGAGGUCUCCUUCGAGGCUCGCGACGAGGAGGAGUCCUCCCCCGAGGGCCCAUCCGGCGGCGACGCACCAUCGCCAUCCCGCAAGGGCAAGCUCGGCAAGAAGCUUAAGGGUCUCAAGAAGGGCAAGUUCGGCAAGAAGGGAAAGUUCGGCAAGAAGGCCGGCUCCAGGAAGGGCAAGUUCGGCAAGAAGGGUGCCAAGUCCCACAAGAAGUCGGGCAAGAAGAGCCGCAAGUCCAAGUCCAAGAAGGGCACCCGAUCCGUCGACGGCGGCGAGUUCUACGAGGCGUAA